Molecule: messenger RNA, 3796 nt
Organism: Colletes gigas
Lineage: Eukaryota; Metazoa; Arthropoda; Insecta; Hymenoptera; Colletidae
Gene: Ance-3
Product: angiotensin-converting enzyme
Exons: 13
Coding region: 212-2227 (671 amino acids)
Biological process (GO): proteolysis
Cellular component (GO): plasma membrane
Molecular function (GO): metallopeptidase activity; peptidyl-dipeptidase activity
Source: RefSeq, a predicted model, not a curated record
CGAAACAAACGCUCGUCACUCGUCGUCGCGUUUCAUCCUUGUGUCGUCGCAACCCGUGAUCGCCCGUGCCGAUCUAUCGAGGAUCUACCAGACAGUUCGCACCGUACCGGGGGAUGAGAGGACUAGUAAGUCUCUCCCACUUUCACACGCGACGAUCGUCUUUCGAGGGUGACUUUUCAGCCUAACAGAGGGAAAGAGAUAUCUCCAGAUCAUGUCCACUUGGGUCCUCCUCGCUCUGUUCUCCCUCAUUUCCGGCCAGCUGGAUUUACCCUCGCUGAGGGACGAUUCACGAGACAAUUUCGGUAGACGAUUUCCUGCUACGGAUACGGAGCUGCAAGAUAUUUUGGCGAGACUGGAUUUCCUUGGCGCCGAAAGAUGCAGCGCAAACGUCGCGGGACAGUGGGCGUACGAAACGGACGUCAACGAGUACACGCAGAUACAAGCGUUGGAAGCGCAACGAACAUACGCGGAUUUUCAGAACCAGGCCUGGUUCUUGAUAUCGAAGAUCGAUAAAAAUAAUAUCAGAGAUCCUACGAUCGAGCGUCGCCUCAGGUAUUUGGCCGUGGUCGGACCAUCGGCCCUUCCACCGGAUCAGCUGGACAGGUAUAAUCGUGUGAUCAACGACAUGCUGGCGGUGUACAACGGUGCCAGUAUUUGCGCGUACAACGAUCCCUUCCGGUGCGGUCUGCGCCUGUAUCCAGAUAUAUCGCAGAUCAUGGCUAGGAGCAGGAACUGGGACGAGUUACAGUACGUAUGGACGGAGUGGAGGAGACGCAGUGGAAUGAGGAUCAAAGACCUUUAUCAGCAGCUUGUUACCUUGAACAACGAGGCUGCGAGAUUGAACAACUUCACCGACGCUGCCGAAUAUUGGAUGUUCCCAUACGAGUCACCUAAUCUGCAGCAGGAUAUCGAAGGGGUUUGGGAAAUGGUGCGACCACUCUACGAGGAACUGCACGCUUACGUGAGGAGGAAAUUGAGGGACUUGUACGGACCGGAAAAAAUCGGCGCUCAUGCUCCCCUUCCGGCUCACAUACUUGGUAACAUUUGGGCCCAAUCUUGGAGCAACAUCAUCGACAUCACGCUACCGUACCCCGGAAAAACUUACUUGGACGUUACUCAGGAAAUGCAAGCCAUGGGUUACACGCCGAUAGAGAUGUUCCGAAUCGCGGAGGAAUUUUUCUUGUCCUUGAACCUGAGCGCCAUGCCGCCAGAAUUCUGGAGCGGUAGCAUAAUCGUCGACCCCGGGGACCGGCCUCUGAUUUGCCAAGCCUCCGCAUGGGACUUUUGCAAUCGCUUGGAUUACAGAAUCAAGAUGUGUACCAAGGUCACCAUGAAGGACUUGAUCACGGUGCACCACGAGAUGGCACACAUUCAGUAUUUCUUGCGAUACAGCGGACUUCCUCGCGAAUUCAGGGACGGUGCCAAUCCAGGUUUCCACGAAGCCGUGGGUCAAGCCGUGGGUCUUAGUAUCGCGACCCCACAUCAUCUACAGACUCUGGGACUGGGCAACAAAUACAUCGACGAAUCGACAGCGGACAUUAACUACCUGUUUUCCCUGGCGAUGGACACUCUGGUGAUGCUGCCUUUCAGCAUCGCGUUGGAUACAUGGAGAUGGGACGUUUUUCGCGGUUACAUCAACAGGGAAGACUAUAAUUGCCAUUGGCAUCGUCUCAUGGAGCAAUAUGCCGGGAUCAAGCCACCCGUUUUGAGGUCGGAGGACGACUUUGACCCCGGCUCCAAGUACCACGUUCCAGCGAACAUCCCGUACAUACGGAAUUUCGUGGCAGGAGUUCUACAGUUCCAGCUUUAUCGAGCGAUGUGCCAGGCGGCUGGACAGAGGAACGUGGACGAUCCUAGGAGACCUCUACACAGAUGCGACUACUAUAGGAGCCCGGAAGCCGGCAGGAUUUUAGGACAACUAAUGGAGAGGGGAUCGUCGGUGCCGUGGCAGCAGACGCUUCGAGAAGCCAUCGGCGAAGACAGAUUGGACGCGUCCGCGUUGAGGGAGUACUUCAGGCCUCUCGAAGAUUGGCUGAGAACGGAAAACCUGAGAACCGGCGACGUGGUCGGUUGGUCUUACGAUGGAGACUACUGCAAACGCAGCAUCGAGACAGCGGGCCUGCAGGUCUACGGAAGCGGAUUUUACAAUGGCGGCGGAUCGACGCGUUCCGCGACGAUCCUGACUGGUAUCACGACGAUCCUCCUAACGGUAAUUGCGCUUCAUUAAGAGAGACGGACACGUGAAUCGAGCGUCCAUAUCCCGGAGCGUUUUAUUCGACACUUUCCCUUCUCUGGAACGUCGGGGACCGGAAACCGAUCGACGUUUCUCGAUCCUGCCAAAGCCACGAACCAAAUAGAUCACCAGAUAUAUGUAUAGACGGUCACCGUCACGGACGUCCGACGAGCCGUCGACGUCGCUUUCCGGGCAAAGAUGGGCGGAAUUCUUAUCUAAAUAGAUACAAACUUCGAGCACCGUUACCUUUUUAUUUGUCGCGCGAACGAAAUACGAACAGCUCUCUUUGUUACACGUAAAAUGAAAUAUCUCUACAAUGUUCGAAUAAAAAUUUUUAAUGUAUGAAAUGCUCCACGUUACAUUAUAUUAUCGAAUGUUCAAUGGCUAAAAUCAUGAAUAUCGCUUCGAGCAAAAUUGGUGAUUAAAUUACUCGCGAAAUCGAGGCGUGAAAGAGCUAAUAAAGUUUAAUAGAUUCGUAAUUUAAUAGGUACUUUGAGAUAAUAAAUAGACAUUCGAUGAAAUUACGGUGCUCGCGUGGAGAAAAAUUUCCAAAAGCCAGCUCGUUUUCCAGUCUGUCGCCCUAGAUGCUAGCGCCAUUAAACGGCGCGUGCGUUAUCGUUGCGUGUAAGUACUCGUUAUUAAUUUAAUCACCACCCAUCGGUGCAGUGGACGUAGCAAUAGAACAGCUAUAAUUAGGAAGCUCGCGUGCGAAUCGUACGGGACGAGCUGCUCGCGCCUCGUAAUUGUUGGCUCUGCAAUUCGGUGGGAAGAACAGAUUCACGGUUCGUAGCAAAUAAUGUUGCCCGUUGUUUCGAAUCGACGGUAACGAGUUAUGCUCGACGCGUCCAUAGUGUAAAUACAAUUGUUUAUCUGUUAUGUGCAUCGAAAGACGAGCAGAUCUUUCGAAAUUACGCGCCUGCUUAGGCUACCUUUUAUCCUGAUUGUCGUAAAUGUAGAUUAGAUCCAUCGUAAUCGAUAGAAUCGUUUUUCGACAUCAGCUCUUAAAAAUGUUAUUCCAAUCGCAGUCUUUGAAUUUAUUUCAAACGUUUCGAAAGCACAGACGGCUUCAAAAGCGUGAAAAAAUUAAUUAUAUGCCUCUUAACGCAAGCAUUAUACAAUUUCAUAAAGGAAGAUGAAUCGUAUAACAUUGUAAAGCUAUAGAAAUGAAAUUUAAAUUUAAAUGCCCGAGAGGAAUAUUUGUUGGAAGACAGAAAUUUUUGUAGACAAACGUGCACGAUUUUACACAACAAUGAGCAAGCACUUGCCGGAAGAUAUAAAACAUUCAGCUUGGUGGAACGAUGAAUCGCGUCACUGCUGUAAAUUCAAAGAAAGUUUGGAAUUACAUUUUUCGAGAGAAAUUUCUCAUCAAACGAUCCAAAUUGUCAUUCGAUGUCGUUGCAAAUUUCAUUCGACGCGAGAAAGGAAAUAUAUUCUGCGUUACUACCGAUACAUUUUAUAGCGUAAACUCGACGUGCGUUACCUUUUAAUUAUAUUGUCUUGUUCGUUGUUAAAGUGAAUUUUUAUUGUAAGAGGAAAACAGAAAAAUAAACGAAUGAAAUAAUU